ACCCAGAAAAAUAAAGACAAGACAAGAGGGGAGGGGAGGCAGAGUGGGAGGGAGGUAUAGGGAGAUAACAGAUCAGAGGGAGGAAGGGAGAGGUCAAAGAAGUGUGAAUUCAGCAGUAGGCAGGCUUCUGCUCACCUCCAACACAAAGACUUCACAGGACCAAGCACACGGAGAGGUUUCCACUCCGGAAUAUCUCCUACACGCCGGUUUGUCUUCUUCGAUAGCCUUGGAGAAUGGUGGGACUCUCAUCCACUGCUGUCGAGGCGAUGGAGGUGUUGGUGAGUGAGCUCGGCGUCCUGCUGAAGAUGCUGGACCAGGAGAGCCUCAGCUCCUCCACGGAGGAGAAGAAGACCUCCGUGUGGAACCUCCUGCAGCAGAUACAGCCAUCAGUUUCAGGAACAGACUACAUCUACAUGAACUCAUCAGUGUACAGAAAUGGCACCAGCUUCGUAGAGUCCCUUUUUGAGACAUUUGACUGCGAGCUUGGAGACCUAAAGGAGGUUACAGAUGAUCUGAAAGAAGACGAGAAGACACAGACUGACGCUUUAAAACAGAACUGUGCAGACUCGCCAGCCCCGAGCUCAGCAGACUUUCCUCCCCCUCUGCCCACAACACCUCCUCCUGAGGACUAUUACGAGGAGGCAGUGCCCCUCAGUCCUGGCAAGUUGCCCGAGUACAUCAUCACACGAGUCAGGCCGAGCCCACCCAACUCUAUCGAGGAUGGGUAUGAAGAUGCCGAAAACAACUACCCCACUACCUCCAUAAACACGCACCGCAAAAACUCAUACAACGACUCUGAUGCUCUGAGCAGUUCCUACGAGUCCUACGAGGAGGACGAGGAAGAGAGGAGCCCUGGCGUCCGACUCACUCAUCAGUGGCCCUCGGAUGAGAGCUCCAUGCCUCCUGCCAGGGACUGUCGCAUCUGUGCCUUCCUGCUGCGCAAGAAACGCUUUGGCCAGUGGGCGAAACAGCUCACGGUUAUACGGGAGAACAGACUACAGUGCUAUAAGAGUUCUAAGGACACAAACCCCUAUGUGGACCUGCUCCUGCCCCAAUGCGCCGUGGUGUAUGCACCCAAAGACAGCAAGAGGAAGCACCAUGAACUCCGUUUCACCCUACCCAAUGGAGAUGCACUGGUGCUGGCUGUGCAAAGCAAGGAGCAGGCCCACAGAUGGCUUGGGGUCGUUAGAGAGGUGAGCGGUCAGAGCGCCGGGCCUGAGGACUCUGGGUCUCCAAUAAUUCCAAGAAAAAUUGAACUUGACAAGAGGCUAUCGGCAGAGAGGAACACAUCGGACUCGGACAGUGUGGGUGUGUCGACUGUUGAGAACUGCCGAGAGAAUGGCAAGGUGAAACGGGGGGCUUUUGCUGCGGGCCGUAAAAUCACACGUAUCAUCAGCUUCUCCAAGAAGAAGCCCCCUCGGCCGGGAGAUCCCCGGACUUCCUACACCAACCCUCGACAAGGCUACGUGUCGGUACUGGUGAAUCAGGUGUGGGGGGAGCAGUGGUGCUGUGUGAGCCGAGGCUCCCUGCACUUCUACCACGACAAAGGAGACGCUCGGACCUUCCUGCCUUCACUCCCUCUCCACGGCUGCGAGGUGGUCCCGGGGCUGGGACCCAAACAUCCCUUUGCCUUCCGAAUCCUACGGAACAGCGCGCCGCUGGCUGCUCUGGAGGCCAGCAGCUCUGAGGAACUCGGGAGGUGGCUCGGCGUCCUCUUGGCAGAGACGGGCUGCGCUACUGAUCCAGAGUCCCUGCAUUACGACUACGUCGACGUGGAAACCAUCGCUAACAUCCGCGACGCUGCGCGCCAUUCCUUCCUGUGGGCCACGUCCUCCAGCAGUACCUGCACUGACUCCAGAACGUACGAUGAGGUCCCUAAUGAGGACAUGCAGUCAGGGGAGAGCCGGCAGCAGUCUGGGAAUCAAGGGAAACGGCGCUCAAGUUUCUCCAGCAGCGACUCUGACAGAACCAAGCCUUCAGUCUCCCUCAAACGAACGGGCUCAAACGCCAACCAAUAUGGAAGGUAUGGGAAAACGCGAGCGGAGGAGGAUGCCAAGCGCUACUCGAACGAGAAAGAGGAGCUGGAAAGAGAGAGGGACGGGAUACGAAAUACACUUGUGACCCUCCGGAAGGAGAAGAGGGAGCUGAAGGAGGAGCUGAAGACGGCUUCUGAGAGGAGGAAGUUCUCCCUGAACAAGCGCGUGUCCCAGCUGGAGGACGACUGUCGAGCUAAAGAGGCGCAGCGGGUGGACCUGGAGCUCCGGCUGACUCGGGUCCAAGAAAACCUCACGAUAAGUCUGGCCGGUGGAGCACUGGGUGCACCUUCUGAGGCAAAACCCCCGGUGAAGGCCUCCAGCAAAAAGACGCAGAAUAUCUACAGCGAGUCUUUGCCAGUGAACUGCGCGGCAGAGAUGCGUCGGAGACCUCUCUCUGUUUACGCUUCUUCGGGAACGGUCAUGCAGAAGGCAAAGGAAUGGGAGUCAAAGAAAAAGACCUAAGAGCAGCAUCAUGGAGAGGACUGGAGAAAGAAGGAGUGGAUGUCUGACUAUUGUCACCAAGGAAAACAUCACAUCACUACACUACACUUCCCAGACCACAGCCUUCUAAACUGAGGAAGAAAAACUGUAAUGAACUACAUCAGCCACUAGGUGGAGGUACAGCCCACUGAAUAUUUACUCUUCUGUCAUCCUAAAAGGACUUUGGCUCACGUGAGGAAGGACUGCUCACUGCCUGGAGCCAAGUGCUCCCGUUGUCUCUGGUGACAUUUAUUCAAACGUGGCAAACAGGAAAGAGCACAUAGUUUGUGCCAGAAAGACACAAGAAAGAUGUUUUUUUUGAAAAGCACAUUGCAUGUUGUUGAAAUGGAAAGGCAACCAGGGGGUUACAUUACAUGUAAUGUAAUGUACAUGUCGUACAGGGGAUUGCGUUCUCACGCGGCGUUGUGUACGGUGAAAUGUUUAAUUGUUAAGGUGCCGUGUGAGAAAUGUGACGCGUUUGGGGAAAUAAGUGGAUGGAGGUAGUUUAAGCCACAAUGUGCCUUUUUAUAUAGUAUGUUUGUUUUUCUUCUGCCUGUACAGAGUGAGAAAUGACUACUGUUAUUAUGUUUUAUACUUUUAUACGUUCGUUUCUCCUCAUUAGUCAUACCUGUCGGAGGUAUUCAGUUAUGUGCCAUGGAGUGUGGCAUCAUUGUGUAAGCACUUAUUAGCCUCUCCUCUCAGGUUGAAGCUGUGCUACACUGCAAAAAACAAAAAACAUCUGCUGUAUAAUCCUACAUCCACUUGACUCUUUUUGGAACACGUAAAAAAUAAAUACUCCCACUCGAGAUUGAGUGUCUAACAAAGUGGAGCUAUUCUGCGACACAAACCAACCUUAUUCUGUCAUUUUGAUCAACUCUUCUGCCGUACCUGUGGUUGACUUGUGCACUUUACUGUUCUCCUACCUGGAUAAGGGAAUAAUAAACGUGUCUUAUUCUCA
Molecule: messenger RNA, 3474 nt
Organism: Cyclopterus lumpus (lumpfish)
Lineage: Eukaryota; Metazoa; Chordata; Actinopteri; Perciformes; Cyclopteridae
Gene: afap1l1a
Product: actin filament associated protein 1-like 1a
Exons: 19
Coding region: 234-2498 (754 amino acids)
Cellular component (GO): cytosol
Molecular function (GO): SH3 domain binding
Source: RefSeq, a predicted model, not a curated record